Opisthocomus hoazin is the source of this 2960-nucleotide messenger RNA. Lineage: Eukaryota; Metazoa; Chordata; Aves; Opisthocomiformes; Opisthocomidae. The record is from RefSeq and is a predicted model, not a curated record.
AAGAGGCAGAAGUGGAUGUGAGAGACAGACACACACAGAGACACAGAGAGCGAAAGAGGGCAAGAGACUUGACUUUAAGAGACUCCUGCACUGACAACUCCAUGCAGUUCGGAACAAGAACGGCAGCGACCGACUCUGGUUUCAUGGGGACAUGGCAGAACACUGACACUAACCUCUUAUUCAGAAUGUCCCAACAGGCCAUCCGCUGUACACUGGUAAAUUGCACAUGUGAAUGUUUUCAGCCAGGGAAGAUUAACCUGAGAACCUGUGAUCAGUGUAAACAUGGCUGGGUGGCACAUGCCCUGGACAAGCUUAGUACUCAGCAUCUCUACCACCCAACCCAAGUGGAGAUUGUGCAGUCCAAUGUUGUGUUUGACAUCAGCAGCCUGAUGCUCUAUGGUACUCAGGCUGUGCCUGUGAGACUGAAGAUACUACUUGAUCGACUCUUCAGUGUACUGAAGCAAGAGGAGGUGUUGCAUAUUCUACAUGGCUUAGGCUGGACACUUCGGGACUAUGUUCGAGGCUACAUCCUUCAGGAUGCUGCAGGCAAGGUGCUGGACCGCUGGGCCAUCAUGUCCAGGGAAGAAGAGAUCAUUACCCUUCAGCAGUUCCUGAGAUUUGGAGAAACGAAAUCCAUCGUGGAGCUGAUGGCAAUUCAAGAAAAAGAAGGGCAGGCUGUGACUGUGCCAUCUUCAAAGACAGAUUCAGAUAUAAGGACUUUUAUUGAAAGCAAUAAUCGCACCAGGAGCCCAAGUCUCCUUGCUCACCUGGAGAAUAGCAACCCUUCCAGCACCCAUCAUUUUGAAAACAUCCCGAAUAGCCUUGCAUUCAUCACAAAUGUUGAGCCCAAAACUGAGCCGGCCUGCGUCUCUCCUGUUCAGACACCUACACCUGUCAAUGAUUUAUCAAAAACAGAACACACUAAAAGCUCAUUCCGCAUCCACAGAAUGAGGAGAAUGGGGUCGGCCUCCAGGAAAGGAAGAGUCUUUUGCAAUGCGUGUGGCAAAACUUUCUAUGACAAAGGUACUCUUAAAAUCCACUACAAUGCUGUUCACCUGAAAAUCAAGCACCGGUGCACUAUUGAGGGCUGCAACAUGGUCUUCAGCUCUCUCAGAAGCCGCAAUCGCCACAGUGCUAACCCCAACCCCCGCCUCCACAUGCCUAUGCUAAGGAAUAACCGCGAUAAAGAUCUAAUUCGUGCUACAUCAGGUGCUGCCACUCCGGUCAUAGCAAGUACAAAAUCCAACCUAACUUUAACAAGCCCUGGGCGUCCACCAAUGGGGUUUACCACUCCCCCUUUAGAUCCUGUACUACAGAACCCUCUUCCCAGUCAGCUGGUGUUCCCGGCUUUAAAGACUGUCCAACCUGUUCCUCCUUUUUACAGAAAUUUACUUACUCCUGGAGAGAUGGUGAGUCCUCCAACCUCACUCCCUACCAGUCCAAUAAUACCAGCAGUGAGUGGCAUGGAACAGCAUCCCCCUCCUCCUUCAGAGUCAUCAGUACCUUCGGUGCUGAUGACCACCCCAGAGCCUAAUGCUGACCUCGCCCCCAAGAAGAAGCCAAGGAAGUCAAGCAUGCCAGUUAAAAUUGAAAAGGAAGUUAUCGAUACUGCCGAUGAGUUUGAUGAUGAAGAUGAAGAGGUGAACGACAGCAGCACAAUGGUGAAUGACAUUGGUCAUGACAAUCACUGUCAUUCUCAGGAGGAAAUGAGCCCAGGCCUGUCUGUGAAAGACUUUUCCAAAAGUGACAGAAGCAGAUGCAUUUCCAGACCAGACAUAAGAAGGGCAGACAGCAUGACAUCCGAGGACCAGGAGCACGAGAGAGACUAUGAAAAUGAGUCAGAGUCAUCAGAGCCCAAAUUGUGUGAGGAAUCCAUGGAAGGCGAUGAUCGCCUCCAUGAACCUGGUGAAAAAUCUAUGAUGCACAGUGACAGACCAGAUGAAAACCACAAUGACUCUUCCAACCAGGAUGUCAUUAAGGUGAAGGAAGAGUAUACAGACCCUACAUAUGAUAUGUUCUACAUGAGCCAAUAUGGACUGUACAAUGGAGGCAGUGCCAGUAUGGCUGCCCUUCAUGAAAGUUUCGCUUCUACAUUCAACUACAGCAGCCCUCAGAAGUUCUCCCCAGAAGGUGAAAUGUGCUCCAGCCCAGACCCCAAGAUCUGCUAUGUGUGCAAGAAAAGUUUCAAGAGCUCCUACAGUGUGAAGCUUCACUACAGAAAUGUUCAUUUAAAAGAGAUGCAUGUCUGCACAGUGGCUGGCUGUAAUGCUGCGUUCCCAUCACGGAGAAGCAGAGACAGACACAGUGCUAACAUAAACCUGCACCGUAAACUGUUGACCAAAGAACUGGAUGACAUGGGCCUGGACACUUCACAGCCUUCUCUUAGUAAGGACCUCCGCGAUGAAUUUUUGGUGAAGAUAUAUGGCGCUCAGCAUCAGAUGGGGCUUGACAUAAGGGAAGACACCUCCUCGCCUGCUGGUACUGAGGAUUCCCAUAUGAAUGGGUACGGCAGGGGCAUGUCGGAAGACUAUAUGGUCCUAGACCUGAGCACCACUUCCAGCAUCCAGUCCAGCAGCAGUAUCCAUUCCUCAAGAGAAUCUGAUGCAGGAAGCGAUGAGGGCAUUCUCCUGGACGACGUUGAUGGGGCAAGUGACAGCGGGGAAUCUGCCCACAAGGCAGAUGCCCCUGCCUUAGCUGUAGGUAUGGGCACCGAUGUCCCAGGAUCCCUCAUGUUCAACAGUGUUUCAGUGAGCAACGGUGGGAUAAUGUGUAACAUUUGCCACAAAAUGUACAGCAACAAGGGAACUCUCAGAGUGCACUAUAAAACAGUGCACUUGCGAGAGAUGCACAAAUGCAAAGUCCCUGGGUGCAACAUGAUGUUCUCCUCUGUCCGUAGCCGAAACCGGCACAGUCAGAACCCCAAUCUGCAUAAAAACAUUCCCUUCACUUCAGUAGAUUAG